Molecule: messenger RNA, 884 nt
Organism: Brassica oleracea var. oleracea
Lineage: Eukaryota; Viridiplantae; Streptophyta; Magnoliopsida; Brassicales; Brassicaceae
Product: ubiquitin-fold modifier-conjugating enzyme 1
Exons: 3
Coding region: 131-655 (174 amino acids)
Biological process (GO): protein K69-linked ufmylation
Cellular component (GO): cytoplasm
Molecular function (GO): UFM1 conjugating enzyme activity
Source: RefSeq, a predicted model, not a curated record
UUCUGGUCCCGAUGCGCUCUUCUGGCGAAAGCUAAAGAGGAAUCAGAAUCAAAGCAUCCAAUUCCGACCAAGCAAAAGAAAACACAUUUAGGGUUGAAAACUCACUUCCAAAUCACCGAGAGAGAGAACAAUGGAAGGAUGGGAUCCGAGCACGAAGUCGACGUUAACGCGAAUCCCUCUUCUGACGACAAAAGCGGGGCCAAGAGACGGCGAUGCAUGGAAACAGAGGCUCAAAGAGGAGUACAAGUCUCUGAUCGCGUAUACCCAGAUGAACAAGUCCAACGACAACGACUGGUUCCGCAUCUCCGCCGCGAAUCCCGAAGGUACGCUUUGGACUGGCAAGUGUUGGUACGUUCACAACCUCCUCAAAUACGAGUUCGAUCUCCAAUUCGACAUCCCUGUCACCUACCCCGCCACUGCUCCCGAGCUUGAGCUGCCUGAGAUCGACGGCAAAACCCAAAAGAUGUAUCGAGGUGGGAAGAUCUGCCUGACUGUGCAUUUCAAGCCGCUCUGGGCUAAAAACUGUCCUAGGUUUGGUAUAGCACAUGCGCUUUGUUUGGGUCUCGCUCCAUGGCUUGCUGCAGAGAUUCCAAUUCUUGUGGACUCGGGCAUGAUUAAGCACAAAGAUGACGCAGCCUCCUCUGCUGAAUCUUAGUCUAUGUAACCCUUUCUAUCAAUCUCAGAGUUGAGGUGCUUGUCAGUAAUAGCUGAAGUUAGAAAUGACUGAGGCGGAUGGAUACCCUAUAUAACGCUUACAUGAAACCCAAUAAAGAUUUUAAGCUAUUGGCCUAUUGCAAUGUUUUUUUUCUUCUUAAAAUACUUGUACAACUUGAGAAUAUAUGAUGCUCGUUUUGUUUGUUGACUUGAAACCGGCUCGUUGAUCA